AUGGCGCCACAACUUCCUAUCGAUAUUCUGCCAGAAAUCCUGAAACACUUUGUUGGCGAACUUGAUGAACAAGAAGUCCUACAUAAUUUAUUGUUUGUCAAUUGGACCUGGUGUCACAAUGUAUUGCCACUUCUAUGGAGCAAUCCGUUUCUGCUUUGCCAACAACCAGAGAAUCGAGUAAAGCUAGUGAAUACAUUUGUCUCAUGUCUAUCAGAUCAUGAUAAAGCAUUCCUCGCGAGUCGUAAUCCCGACAUUGAGAUUCGACCUGAACCAACCACGAAAUACGCUAAAUACAUUACCGUUCUCGAGGAAAAGAACAUCAUCGAGUCGGUGAAUAGUUGGUAUGAGCAAUUGCCAAAACCCCCCAAAAAAGAGAAGAAAAAUACUUUGGGGACAGAAGGUGGUGAAACUGCUGCUGUCGAAGGAGGGGCGGAGACCGAUAAUGAAAAUGAAAGCAGGCGGGAAAAUGAGAGGAAAUACGAAGCGACAGUUGUCAGUGCAAUGUUAUUCAAGAUGUUUGUCGAACGCAGUAAUCAUAUUAAAUGGUUUAAUCUUGAUUGUGAUGUGAUCAAUGCAAAAUGGUACGAUGGUGCAAUCACUCAUCAAGAUUACAUGGCGGAUAAAAUUUUGAAAUCGGUCGCAAAGCAUCAGCAAAGCCUUGAUCGACUUGCGGUCGUGUUCAACAGUGGAGGUACACAAGCUGAUACAACUGAACUCGCGAAAUUGGUGGUCGACUGCAUUAAAGUCCAAGGAAGAUUCUUGCGUGAUUUUGUUAUUGAGAAUGCGGGCGGCGAGGAAUUCGCAGAAAUGCAUCACGCACUAAAACCUCGUGCUAAUUCAUUAAAACGUGUCGGUUACACACAAUGUGAUUUCACCAAAUUCCCAUGGGCUGUUGGGAUAGAGAUCCUGUCGCAGGUUAACGAAUUAUACUUUAUUGCAUGCACAAAUCUUCGUGAUAGUCAAUUGCAACAGUUAGAAGGUCGGAUGGAGAAACCUUUCCCUGAAUUUUAUUAUUAUGUCCUUAAAGGUCUUGAAUAG
Molecule: messenger RNA, 1038 nt
Organism: Ambispora gerdemannii
Lineage: Eukaryota; Fungi; Glomeromycota; Glomeromycetes; Archaeosporales; Ambisporaceae
Source: the annotation of a GenBank genome assembly